Messenger RNA from Hirsutella rhossiliensis, 1140 nucleotides. RefSeq names its product WD domain, g-beta repeat domain-containing protein. NCBI's taxonomy places the organism in Eukaryota, Fungi, Ascomycota, Sordariomycetes, Hypocreales, Ophiocordycipitaceae. Gene Ontology annotation, cellular component: Set1C/COMPASS complex. The transcript has 3 exons. Gene Ontology annotation, molecular function: protein binding; chromatin binding. The record is from RefSeq and is a predicted model, not a curated record. Bases 1 to 1140 code for a protein of 379 amino acids.
AUGCCGCCCACCCCCAUGGACAUUGACCGUCCCGAGCGAGCCUCUCUCAACAUCCAUGGCAACGCGCCCAUGGCGAACCUCUGCGAUGUCAUCUCGACCUUUCGGCCCACAAAGCUGCUGCGGCGCGACGACAUCAAAGACGGUCGCCACCAGCCUCAUGUCCUCUCGAUAGAUUACGACGACGAAGGCGAGCUACUUAUGACGUCAGCUAGCGACGAAACGAUCCAAAUCUACAAUGUCAGGGACGGCCGCCACGAUAAGAGCCUGCUGAGCAAAAAGUACGGCGUCAAGCUCGCCAAGUUCACGCAUACAGGCUCCAGUAUAAUAUACGCGAGCACCAAGCAGAACAACGCCAUCCGAUAUCUUGCCACCCACGACAAUUCCUUCAUCCGCUACUUCGAAGGCCACGAGGCCGACGUAACCUGCCUCGCCGUCCACCCGGGCAGCGACAACUUCAUAUCUUGCUCUCAAGACAACACCGUUCGGCUGUGGGAUACCCAGACCAAGCACUGGCAGGGUCAAUUGAUGCUCAGGAACCCCACCCUCGCCGCCUAUGAUCCCUCGGGCAUGGUCUUUGCCGUGGCUUGCCCCAGCAGCGGCUCCGUGCUCCUCUACGACGUCCGCGGCUACGACAAGGCUCCCUUUGCGACUGUCGACAUUGUGGGGCAAUGCUGCGGCAUCGACUCGCAGUUUGUCGUCAAGGGAUGGACCAAGCUGGAGUUUUCCAACGAUGGCAAGUCCCUGCUAGUGGGAACAAAGGGCAACGGCCACUUCCUCGUCGACGCCUUUGAAGGCUCCCUCAAGGCAUACCUUCGCAGACCGGCGGGGGGGACAAGACGUCAGGCGCCUGGGGAGGCUGCGGCUGUGGCUAAUGGCAGCGCCUCGACGGACCCCACGUGCAUGGAGAGCAGCGGGGACUGCUGCUUUGCACCCGACGGCCGGUUCGUCAUCAGUGGCACCAAGCAGGAUGUUUUGGUCUGGGACACGCUUGGUUCGCCACCGGAGAGCAGGAUACUGGAGCCCGCCUGGACGUUGCCCGAUAAGAGAGAGGCGGCCGUCGCGGCUUUUAAUCCUCGCUUCAACUUCUUCGCCACUGCGGACCAAGACUUGGUGCUUUGGCUGCCAGACCCCCAUGCCUAG